AUGGAACGCAACCCCGAACUCAUCCAGGGCCCCGACAUGGCGCGCGAGAACGGGCCCUCCUCUGCCCCCCGCGCCCCGCUCUUCCUCAUCCACGACGGCGGCGGCACAACCUUUGCCUACCACUGCCUGGAACCCCUGCGCCGCCCGCUCUACGGCAUCUCCAACCCCCGCUACCACACGGGCGGAACCUUUGAAGGCGGCAUGCGCGGCAUGGGCCGGCUGUACGCAUCCAUGAUCCGCAAGACCUGCAGCGAACCGAGCUUCCCAGCGGGGAAACUCGAUCUAGAUGGCCGCGUGCCCGUCCUCAUUGGCGGGUGGAGCAUGGGCGGCCUCGUCGCGAUCGAAGUCGCCAAGGCGCUGACGGGCGAUCGACACGUUCGCGUCGUCGGUGUCCUGCUCAUCGAGACCAUGUACCCCGUGCAUGCGCGCGCGCCCACAGAAGUCUACGACGAGACCCUCGAGCACCUGCAGGACGUCCUCUCCAAGGCCUCGGGCAACGCGGCUCUCUCGAUCCGCGCCAUGCACGACUCGCUCGUCGCCAUUCGCGACUGGACGCCGCCCGUGUGGAAGGGCGCGCAGGCUGCGCUGCGCCCGCGAUUCUCGCUUCUACGUGCUGUCAGUCCGAUGCCCACGACGCCUGGGAGCAAGCAUCGGCAUUUGACUGAUAUGGAUCGGCAUGAUAGGCGGCUCGGCUGGGAUCGGUAUGAGGCGGGGCUGUUUACGGAGACGGUGGAUGUCAAGGGGAAUCAUUUUGAUAUGUUUUCGUUCAAGCACAUCGAGGGGGUUUCGACGGCGAUUCGGAGGUGUUGCGAUACGUUUGAGAAGAUGGGGGCUGCUUGA
Messenger RNA from Aspergillus calidoustus, 840 nucleotides. Lineage: Eukaryota; Fungi; Ascomycota; Eurotiomycetes; Eurotiales; Aspergillaceae. The record is from the annotation of a GenBank genome assembly.